GGAGGGCGGGGAGGAGGCGGGGCUAGGUGGGCUGUGGGCCCUUAAAGGGACCGAGGUGUGGGAGGUGGCACCGCUGGAGGCAGCGCGAGACGCGCGGUCCUAGGCAGGUGCAAUGGCAGAAAAGGUGCUGGUGACCGGUGGGGCUGGCUACAUCGGCAGCCACACGGUGCUGGAGCUGCUGGAGGCGGGCUACUCACCCGUGGUCAUCGACAACUUCCAUAAUGCCAUCCGCGGAGCGGGGUCCAUGCCCGAGAGCCUGCGGCGGGUUCAGGAGCUGACAGGCCGCUCUUUGGAGUUUGAGGAGAUGGACAUCUUGGACCAGGCGGCCCUGGAGCGUCUCUUCAAGAAGCACAGCUUUACGGCGGUCAUCCACUUUGCGGGGCUCAAGGCCGUGGGCGAGUCAGUGCAGAAGCCUCUGGACUAUUACAGAGUUAACUUGACAGGAACCAUCCAACUUUUGGAGAUUAUGAGCGCGCACGGGGUGAAGAACCUGGUAUUCAGCAGCUCGGCUACCGUGUAUGGGAACCCCCAGUACCUGCCCCUGGACGAGGCCCACCCCACCGGUGGCUGUACUAACCCCUACGGCAAGUCCAAGUUCUUCAUCGAGGAAAUGAUCCGGGACCUGUGCCAGGCAGACAAGACCUGGAAUGCAGUGCUGCUGCGAUAUUUCAACCCCACAGGCGCCCACGCCUCGGGCUGCAUUGGUGAAGAUCCCCAGGGCAUCCCCAACAACCUCAUGCCCUAUGUCUCCCAGGUGGCCAUUGGGCGACGGGAGGCACUGAAUGUCUUUGGCAACGACUAUGACACAGAGGAUGGCACAGGCGUCCGGGACUAUAUCCACGUAGUGGACCUGGCCAAGGGCCACAUCGCAGCCCUGAGGAAACUGAAGGAUCAGUGUGGCUGCCGGAUCUACAACCUGGGAACGGGCACAGGCUACUCGGUGCUACAGAUGGUCCAGGCCAUGGAGAAGGCCUCCGGGAGGAAGAUCCCGUACAAGGUGGUGGCACGGCGGGAAGGUGACGUGGCUGCCUGUUACGCCAACCCAAGCCUGGCCCUCCAGGAGCUGGGCUGGACAGCAGCCUUAGGGCUAGACAGGAUGUGUGAAGAUCUAUGGCGCUGGCAGAAGCAGAAUCCUUCCGGCUUUGGCGCACAGGCCUGAGACCCUCCUACCGCAGAGAGAAAACAGAAACAACUGCUACUCUCCAGCAUCUGGCAGGACACGGGCCUCGAGCCUGCCCUACCUCAGACCCCAGCCAGGCCCGCCCAACCCAGCCCACGGGCAUGAGGCCAAGGGCUCUGAUGAUGAGGAGUCAGUGGUCUCUAACUCUUCUCUUCCCCAGGGGCUGGGAACCCAUCAGGAUCACCAAGAGCGAGGGGGGAGGGGGGCAGGGUCCUGAGCCUAGCACCCUACUCCCAGGCACUAAUUUAUACUGCUGUGAAGGCACUCUCCAAAGUAUUUAAAAUAAAAGGUUUUCUUAUACUGGA
Molecule: messenger RNA, 1485 nt
Organism: Myotis daubentonii (Daubenton's bat)
Lineage: Eukaryota; Metazoa; Chordata; Mammalia; Chiroptera; Vespertilionidae
Gene: GALE
Product: UDP-galactose-4-epimerase
Biological process (GO): beta-D-galactose catabolic process via UDP-galactose, Leloir pathway
Cellular component (GO): cytosol
Molecular function (GO): UDP-glucose 4-epimerase activity
Source: RefSeq, a predicted model, not a curated record